Molecule: messenger RNA, 864 nt
Organism: Acanthosepion pharaonis
Lineage: Eukaryota; Metazoa; Mollusca; Cephalopoda; Sepiida; Sepiidae
Source: the annotation of a GenBank genome assembly
AUGUAUAACCUUCUGUUUGUUCAUGUCUGUUUUGUCUCGGUCUGUUUAUCUGUUCUUCUUUCUGUCUCGGAUUGUUCAUCUCUGUUCGUCUUUCCUUCUGUCUUGGUCUCUUUGUCUGUCUUUCCUUCUGUCUUGGUCUCUUUGUCUGUCUUUGCUUCUGUCUUGGUCUCUUUGUCUGUCUUUGCUUCUGUCUUGGUCUCUUUGUCUGUCUUUGCUUCUGUCUUGGUCUCUUUGUCUGUCUUUGCUUCUGUCUUGGUCUCUUUGUCUUGGUCUCUCUUUGUCUGUCUUUGCUUCUGUCUUGGUCUCUUUGUCUGUCUUUCCUUCUGUCUUGGUCUCUUUGUCUGUCUUUCCUUCUGUCUUGGUCUCUUUGUCUGUCUUUCCUUCUGUCUUGGUCUCUUUGUCUGUCUUUCCUUCUGUCUUGGUCUCUUUGUCUGUCUUUCCUUCUGUCUUGGUCUCUUCGUCUGUCUUUCCUUCUGUCUCACUCUGUUCAUGUCUGUCCGUCUUUCUGCCAUUUUUAAACUAAUCAAAUUUUCUGACAAUAUCUGCAUUUCUUUCUUCUCUUUCUUUCUUCUCUUUCUUUCUUUUUCUUUCUUUUCUCUCUCUUUUCUUCUCUUUCUUUUUUCUUCUCUUUCUUUAUUGUUCUUCUCUUUUUUCUCUUUAUUUUUUCUUUUACUUUUUUCUCUCUCUUUUUCUUCUCUUUCUUUAUUUUUCCUCUUUUUCUUUUCUUCUCUUCUACUCCUUUUUUCUUUUUACUCUUUUUUCUUUCUACUCUUUUUUUUCUUCUUUUUCUUCUUUUACUCUUUAUUUUUCUUCUUUUUACUCAUUUUUCUUCUUCUUCCCCCUGAAACCAAACAACAUGUCUGA